UGGCAAACAAACAACUGUGUUGUUGUUAGGAAGAUUUUCCUUAUAAAACUAAACAAAGUGCUUAAUAUUUUGAUAGUUAAGAUGUUGAGUUUUAGCAGCAUUUUCCUAAUAUUAAUAAUAAAAGUAUGCUUAGCUACUGAUAACUGCGACAACAAUGCAGUUCUAUUUUAUGAAGAUAUUGAUUGCAAACCAAUAAGAAGUGAUGAAGCAACUUGCCCCAACAGGUAUGACUGUAAGUUUUCUCAAACUAAAAGCGGAUGUACUUUUAAAGGAAAAACCUAUCAAAUAGGAGAAGGGAUUGAUUCAAAUCUGACAUAUUCUGCUUGCAGCAUUGGCUGCACCUGUACCGAAUUGAAUAAAUUCACAUGCGCAGUUCUAGAUUGUCCAGAAUUUUUCGGAGCACCUUUCGAAAUACAUCAAAAUUGCCACCACGGUUAUACAUUGGGCAAAUGUUGUUCCACUGGACAAGUUUGCAAUUCUACUAAGACAUGCGAAUUUGAAGGUGGCACAUACAAAAUUGGUCAAAGAUUUUAUCCGAAUAAUACUUGCCUGAAUUGCGUUUGUCACGAAGAAUUUACCGGAGCAAUAAACGAGAAAACUUGCAUAAAGCAUAACUGCAACACGCAAAUUCAUUAUCUUGAAGAAAUAUUGAAAAAUUGUGCUCCCGCUUAUUUUGAAACGCAACCUGGUAAAGUUAUUUGUUGUCCUGAUGAUUUUGUUUGUCCCAAAGCUGAUGACGAUAUAAAAGUUGUGAAUAGUACUAGUACAGGACAAGCAAAGGUGGGUUUUGAAUGCGCUUAUGGGGACAGGAAAUUGAAGCAGGGUGAAGGAUUUAAUAGAAGAGUUAAUAAAUAUGGUGCCGAUAGGAAUUUGCAAUGCGAAUGUCUCAUUCCGCCUUUGGUGACAUGUAAAGAAAUAAUCUCCUAGAAUUUUUAUGUGCAAACUAUUUUAUUUUAAUAUAAAAAUAUUAUUAUUUUUUUCUUGCUCUACAAUAAUACUUAUUGUUACUUAGUCUAGUUUGAGAGAAAUAAAAUCUUUGAUUAAGUAUGUCAGGAGUCACCAACGAUUGACAAUGAUGUGGCUGAAAGGCGUCUUGAUGCAGAUCCUGAAAACAUAAAAACCAACUUUUGAUUUAAGGUCAUUCAAUCCUAUGUACAGUUUUUGAAUAAUCAUACAGUCUCUUAUGUAAAUACAGUUUUGUAUAUUUUCGUAUGGUAAAAAUUCCCCUAGGAACAACCACCAAUGACCCUAUUAUGUCUUACCUUUUACAGCCUUUUCUAAACUCCCACUCAUAAAAUACUCUGCCAUUUUUCUAUUAUCACCCGUGCAAACAUCGAUUACAGCCUUAUUAAAGUUCCAGAAUACAAUGCUUUGAUUUCUCAAUUGUAACUCGUCCAAUAAAUUUCCAAAACCCUAAAAACUUGAGAAUUAAAAUCAACAUUUAUAUUUGAAAAAAAUCUAUACAAUUGCAAUUGUUCCAUCGAUAUUCCUCACAAACUCCCCAUCAAUCACUACAAUGCUCCUCUCCUGCUGACAUCUGCUUAAUACUUGUUCCCUCAAGUACUCGGCAGAAGUAAAAUGCAAUCCUCCUUUAGGCCUUAUAAUAUAAACUGUGUGAUCCCCCACUAUUGUCCUUUCAAAGUACAACUUAGGCCUGGCAUUAUCAUACAAAAUAAAUAACACAUUUACACCUAUACCAAUAAUUAUACCGUAUUCAAGACUAAUGAGUAGAGAGCAAACUAGUGUUGCAAAGUAUGGAAUAAGAUCCAGUUCUGAAAAAUAUAUAUUUUUAUUAUUUAAUACCAUUAUGCAUAAAUAUAAGUAUUACUUUUUGUCUUCCACAUAACCAACACUGCAUGAAACUCGCACAAAUAAUACAUGGAAACCAUUAUUACAGCUGCUAAAGUAGCCUUAGGAAUAUAUUUAAAUACUCCUGUUAAAAGUACCAAACUUAUCACAAGCAUACAACAUGUAAAUAAACCUCCUGCAGUCGUUUUAACACCUGAAGCAUUAUUCACAGCGGUUCUUGUAAAAGAACCAGUCACCGGCAUCGAUUGUACCAAAGAACCUGCCAUAUUUCCUAUGCCAAGGGCUAAUAGUUCUUGGGUAGCGUCUAUAGUUUUUCCUUUAGCUACAUUUAUUAUAUUAGUGGAUUAAAAUGCUUAAAAAAAUGUUUGCUUACUAAAAGCUUUCACAAUGGCAAUGUGUUCCAAAAAGGCAACCAUCGGACAAAAAACUAUGAGCGUCCCAUAUUGGGAUAACAUGUCUUGGAAACUGAAAUAUGUCCCGUUCCAUGUCGUUGAAAAAGGUGGUAGGGUGAAGUUUGGUAAUCCUCUAGCCACACUUCCUAGUGAAUAAUUUGGUAAUCAAAUGUGUAAUUAUGUAAGGAUCUUACCUGUGAGUAAAAAAGGUGUGGCGUUAUAAGACUUAUCAGCCACAUAGGCGAUUGAAGUACCACCGAUGACCGCCAUAGCGUUACCAGCCAGGGAAAUGAAGAAAAUACAUUUUCCUAUCAUGUUUCUUUUUCUGGACCAUUCCGGUUUGUGUUUUAGUGAGCCAAACACUUUGAUUUCCUAGAAGAAAAUCUUCUAAUAUUUACUUGUGAUCUUGUUAUGCGACAAUAUUGUUACGGAAGAAAAAGGUCUAUCGCGUUUAUUCUGGAUUUUGCAAGAAUAUAAUACGGAAAUAUGAAGGCCGGUAUUAGUUAGUAGUUUUCAAGUUUGAGAUACGUUUUAAAUAGUGAUUAUUGUUAAAGUUGUAAAGAGUUAAGUUGAGUUAAUUAGUGAAGUAAUUAGUGUCAGAGUGUGUAGUAACCUGGAAUAAAUUAUUUUUGUGUUAAUUAGACUUUGAUGUUGGAAUAAACGAACCCAAGAUUCCUGUCACACACCCCAGAGUCGUGACAUUGGUGUCAGAAGUGGAAGUCGAACUCACGCCCACCUAAGUAGACUGCGAAGAAAGAUGGAAGUCUUAGAUUUUGUGUGGACUACCGUAAGCUUAAUGACGUUACCAAGAAGGACAGCUUCCCACUUCCGGCGAUAGACGAUACAUUAACAGCUCUAUCGGGCUCCACCUUGGAUCUUAAGAGUGGAUACUGGCAAGUGACAAUACACAAAGAUGACAAAGAGAAAACUGCCUAGUACCGGAACCGGUUAUACCAGUUUAACGUACGUACUGCCUUUCGGAUUGUGUUAUGCUCCAGCUACGUUUGAGUGACUGAUGCAUCUUGUUUUGCGAGGCCUUACAUGGAGAACUUGCCUGGUAUUCACCUGACCGAAUGAAGACCAGAUACGACUUGAAAGCCGG
Messenger RNA from Ceutorhynchus assimilis (cabbage seed weevil), 3303 nucleotides. NCBI's taxonomy places the organism in Eukaryota, Metazoa, Arthropoda, Insecta, Coleoptera, Curculionidae. The record is from the annotation of a GenBank genome assembly.